UGCACAGUAAAAGCAGGUGCAGGGGACUGAACGGCGCGCCCCUGGCGGGCGGGCGGGGGUACCGGCGGGUGACGUAGCGCCCCGUGUAAGCAGCGUCGCCGGGUUCGCGCUGUGGGUUGUGUGCAGUGCUGGUGGGUUGGAUCAACCGAAAAGGCAAGGACUGGUUUUGCUGGCUGGCUGGCAGGCAGCGGGACUGGAGUCCUCUUUGAUAAAGCUUUUCGCUGUUCGCAUCUUCUCUCUUCUGGACGAGGAGGGGAGAUCAGAAAAAAUCAAUAAAGAACGCACCAGGAGACGCGGGGUGUUUGCCGUACCGCUUUUUAAUUUCUUUAUAUUAUGAUUAUUUUUUAAAACGAGAGACCGCCGAACGUGGCUGAUAUACAAGGCUUUCGCGUUGAAGAUCCGUCGCUUGUUUUCCCCCUCCCUCUCUCGAAUGGGGCUAGACGUUUAUUGCAUUAUUUUGUAGUUUGGAUUAUUAUUAUUAUUAUUAUUAUUAUUAUUAUUAUUAUAGCUGGGCUCUUGUGCUAAAGGUUUGUCUUGCUUGCUUGUGUUAUUGCGUGUUUGUUUUUAAACAAUAACACUGUUGACCGAUUCUUUUGUUGUUUGUUUGUUUAUAUAUACAUAUUGACUGUGUGUUCUUGUUUUUUUUUUAAACUUUGCAGUUUUAAAUGUCCCUUUUGGAAAACCAAUUGCAUUGAGUCGCGCCUUGUGAAUAUACAUAUUUUCUAUUAUAUAUAUUUUGUGCAUCUGAAAAAGUCAAACCUCUAGGCGUGCGUUGAUUCAUUUUUGCAUUUCUUUUUUUUUUCUGGGGCAUAUUUUUUUUAAUAUAUAUACAGUAUUUUAUUUCUCUAAAUACUGUAAGUGCGAGGAGGAUACGAUUUUUUUUUUCUCCGAGUGGCGCCGAGUCUUGGCGGUGCUCCUGCGUGGUAUUCGUGGCCCGUUUUGUGUCGGCGAGAGAAAGGACGGAGAGUUGUGUUUUCAUUACUGUCGUCAGACAUGGAUGAUCAAGUCAGGAUGCUAGCGGCUCUCAGCGGCUUGGGAGCCCUCUCCCAGCCCGACGGAGUCGACGUGGACUCGGUUCGCAAACAGCAACAGCUCGGGCAGCCGCAGCAAGACAUCGGAGACAUCCUACAGCAGAUUAUGGCAAUCACCGAUGAGAGCUUGGACGAGGCGCAGGCGAGGAAACACGCGUUGAACUGUCACCGGAUGAAGCCAGCUCUCUUCAGCGUGCUCUGUGAAAUCAAGGAAAAGACAGUGUUGAGUAUUCGUGGGGUGCAGGAGGAGGACCCCCCCGAUCCUCAGAUCAUGAGGCUGGACAACAUGCUGCUGGCGGAGGGGGUGUCGGGGCCGGAGAAGGGGGGAGGAUCGGCGGCCGCAGCGGCAGCUGCAGCAGCAGCGGGUGGCUCACCCAACGACGGCAGCAUCGAGCACUCGGACUACCGGGCAAAGCUGGCACAGAUCCGGCAGAUCUACCACUCCGAGCUGGAGAAAUACGAGCAGGCGUGCAGCGAGUUCACUAACCACGUGAUGAACCUGCUGCGGGAGCAGAGCCGCACUCGGCCCAUCUCCCCCAAGGAGAUCGAGCGCAUGGUGGGCAUCAUUCACCGCAAGUUCAGCUCCAUCCAGAUGCAGCUCAAGCAGAGCACCUGUGAGGCAGUCAUGAUCCUGCGAUCGCGAUUCCUCGACGCCAGACGCAAGCGGCGCAAUUUCAACAAGCAGGCGACAGAAGUUCUGAAUGAGUAUUUCUACUCGCACCUCAGCAACCCCUACCCCAGCGAGGAAGCCAAAGAAGAACUGGCCAAGAAGUGUGCCAUCACAGUGUCGCAGGUUUCUAACUGGUUCGGCAACAAGAGAAUCCGCUACAAGAAGAACAUCGGUAAGUUCCAGGAGGAGGCUAACCUGUACGCCGUUAAAACGGCCGUGGACGCAGCCAGUGUGUCGGCCCAAGCGAGCCAGGCUAACUCACCCGCGACGCCAAAUUCAGGUUCUUCUGCCUCUCAUAACUUGAACUCCAACUCUGGGGACUUGUACUUGACCAUGCACGGCCUCAAUGGGGAUACCUAUCCCAGUUCUCAGGUGACAUCUAACCUGCAGACACAGGCGGAUACCCUGCACCGUGCUACACGCCAGACGGGAGGAUAUGAGGAGAUAGCGGGGAACCCCAUGUACCCCCCGCGACACAUAGAUUCUAACGGCAGCUGGCAGGACGUCACCACCCCUUCCUCUGUGACAUCGCCCCCUGGUGGCCCGGGGAGCGUCCACUCCGACACGUCUAACUGAGAGAUCGAAGAUAAAACUUACAAAAAAAAAAAGAAAAAAGCUGAAACAAACAAGAAAACAAACACUCGCCUUCACCAUGGACUGUUUGGACAUCUCUACACAUCCACACUCACCACAUGGGAAAAGAGACGGAGCGGAAGAGAGACAGAAUAAUACAACAGCAACAACAACACAUACUAAACACGUCUCGCGCUACGGACUGGCGUGUGGUGGAAGGAAAGAAAGCAGAGGCUCCGGGUCAGAGCUCGAAAUAACCGCAGAGCAGAAAGAUCACGCAGCUCUUUUUUAAAAUUUUUCUUACAGCAUCGUUCCCUUAAUUUCAGUAACAUUAACAGUUUUUGGCCGUAGGGUAUAAUGUCACGGAGGGAGAGGACUGUUGUGAAUUUUGUGUCUUGGAACUUUUUUAACAACGCAAACGGCAGCAUUUCAUUUAUUAUUAUUAUUAUUAUUAUUAUUAUUAUUAUUAUUAUUAUUAUUAUUAGUAUAUAUUUUUUUCAAAUCAAAUCCCUGUGGCGUAAACUCAAGCAACACAACGACCGCGUGAGGAGCGCCUGCUUCGAGCUCUGCCUCUCCUUCCCUGCCGCAGAUCAACAAAAAUACAAAAUAAAAUAGAAGAUUUUAAAAACCAGGGUUAAGAUCGCUUUUACAGCUGAUCCACUCCUAAACUACACCCCUCCCCCUCCUCCUACUAUUACUACCAAAUAGAUGUCGUCUUUUCUACAAAUUGUUUUGGUUGUUGCUAUACAGUUUGUUUUUGAAUUUGAUCUUGAACUAAAUUGCCUUUGAUUCUUGUGGUAUUGUUAUUAUCGUUUUAUUGCUGUUUCAUUUUUCAACCCCUUUCCCUGCUUUGCAGAUUUAGUUAUUUUUUUACAUUUUAUCUUCUAUUUUUUUCUUACUGCUGCUCUAUAAAGAUAUUGUGUGGGGUUUGUGCCUGCGAUCAAAACCAGGGUUCAGAUUCACAUAGCAUCAGUAGUGAUGGAUGUCUAUUAUUAUUAUUAUUAUUAUUAUUAUCUGGCUUUGAAAGAAUGUAGUGGCUCAAGUUUAAGCUUUUUUUUUUCUAUGAUACAAUAAAAAAAAUAAACUUACGUACAAACAAAUAUUGUGAAAUACAUUUGUUUUGUCCAAAAAAAAAAAAAAUGUUUUAAAUCGUUCUGUUUGAUAAGCUGCCGAAUAAAUACUAUGCAGCUUUUAUAUAACAAAUCCUUUAUUACUGACCUCAGUUAAAGGGGUUUAGAGUUUGGGAGGGGGGAGACACAGAGAGAGGCUUCCUUAUUUACACUUUGACAAACGGAAAGGUGUUCCUGAAUCACUGGAUGUCGAACCUGGCUUUGAACACUGAAGGAUUGCUAUUCUACGCGGUCCUGCUGCACCGAGGAAACUGGGGGGGACUUGAUCAAUAACCUUGCAGCUAGCUUCAAGGGUAACAGGACACCAUGCAACAAACACUUAGCCAAGCCCUCCCUCCCUCCCUCCCUCCCCUGCCAAACUGCAAAACCUCUGCUUGCUUGCAAAUAGUUUUCAAUAUGCUUUAAAACGAACUAACCCUGGGCGUUUUGAUUCGGAAGCACAAUCGUGUUUUGAGCAGCUUUUUUGUUUGUUUUUUCGUUUUGGUUUGCCCCCCUCCCCCAGGAACCCUAUUCUGUAUAUAGAAGCAGCUGUGUACAUGGUCCCUCAUCCCUACAGCCAGAUAUACCUCACUGUUCAGCCCUCUUUAAACCAAUAGAACGCUUUUUUUUUUUUUUAGUACCUGCACUCUACCUCCCAGAAUCACUCGCUCGCUCACUCUCACUUUUUUCUCCAUUCUUUAAGUACCCUGGGCUGGCUGCAGCAAGGGAUAUGAUAUGCAGUGGAGGUCAGGAAACUUCCUACCAUGUGGCUCAACAAUGUUCCGCAACAAAUAGCAAGCGGUGAAGCAGCUAGAGCCACCGUGGCCGACACAGGCGCAGCUUCACAGGACUGGACACCCCUGCUUCUGUUCUCUGAAACGGGGGCUUCAGGAAUUCUGCGCUACGUUGGUCCUCUUUAAAAAUGAAACCCUGUAACCCUGUAAAGCCGACUCUGCUUGGCUUUUGGAUAAAAUGGUGAGAGGUACAGUCAGUGGUGAGGUUUUGUUUUUAGUGGUGCUUCAACGAUUAAAUCCAGAAUUACAAUUUGGGUUUAUUUGAUUCCAGGAAAGGUGUAACUUUCUUCUCCUGAACCCAGUUGACAGUGUCCCCUUGAUUCCAGUUUCCUUUCUUUCUCUGCACGUCUUUGUACAUGCAAGUCUGAUUUGUGUAUCUGUUUUUUUUUUUCUUUUUUCUUUAUGCAUUGCUUUGACUCACUGGCAGUCACUUGCAGAAACCGAAGCAAACAUUCCCCGCUAAUGGUAAACAGGCCUGGGGGUAAAAACAAAUAGCUUCAUGAUUUAUUUCCUUAUUUGUUGUCGUUCGCAAACGCAGAGCAGCGGUGUCGUUCAGUACAAGGGAGGGUUUGAGAGUUUAGAACAAGCUGGAAUAUAUUCAACCUACAACUCAACACUGCAGGCCUGUGUAGAGAAGAACGUAACGCCACUCAAAACUGAACACCAAGGAUGCAGAUUUUGACCAAGCUAUCGCAGGGGGACCCCCCCCCCCCUUGGAUUGCAUCAACCACCUGUCUGUGGUUAUCCUAUGGUUACCCCAAUAGGUGGCUGAAGCAAUUCAGCAGGCAAAAGUGCUCCAAUAAAAUCCAGCUGUCAAAUCCCAUAUUGAAAGAGGUACUAUGACAAGCCUGCAGCAGUCCAUGGUUUGUUUGAGCAAGGCAGGAGAUGUACAAAGCUCUGGGCUCUCUGUAUUAUAAGGAUGAAUCUGGAGGACGCUCUGAUCUAAAACACUGGUGAAGAGAGUGGAUUUUUUUUUUUUUUUUUUUUUUAUCAUUUCUCAAAAGGUUUUAAGCUUGAAUGUUUGAUUUCCUGUAUUUUAUGACAAGGGGAAAUACACCUUCCAAUGAGACCAAAUUAGAAGAAACAUCUUAAGAUUGAAGAUUGCUUUAACAUGUAUUUAAACUUCUUAUCUUUUCAUUGUUUUGUUACAUACUUUUAAGAAAGGGGGCAUGUCAUUCUGAGUGUUUCUGUGCCUGACUUCUGCAAAACAGAAACACAAGUCUGAAUGUGUUGUGUUUUUAGAGAGAGAGAGAGAGAGUUAUAUUUCAGUAGAAAGUAGUUUGGGUGAAGUCUUCCUUUGUUUUGUUUUAGUUUUUUUCAAAAUGUUUUUUUUGCUUAGUUACUCAAUUUUUUCUUCAGUUUCUUUUUACGUAGGUUAUAGCAAUAUUCCGAAAGUUUAAAAAAAAAAAAGUUACAAAAAAAAAAAAAAAAAAGGUAUUUUGCUAACUUUGGGGCUUGUUUUUUUCUGUUCCAGAGGUCACCAUGCUCAUGUUUUCUCACAGUGAUUUUAGAAGAUGUAUUGAUCAGACAGUAUCCCUUUUGGAGGCUGCAGAGAACUGGUUCCAGAUCAGAUCGCAGGGUUCCACACUCUUGGGUGUUUUAUGGAACCCUCUUUUUGUUUUUGGAAGAACCCAUGGUUACAGGCGGAACUGGCAAAAGCAAUGAAUUCAAUGAGAAACGUUUCCACUGGAAGUCUUUCUCAGGGUCUUCAGUUAGUUUGUCAUUGGGUUCAUGAAGUUUCUUUUCAUAUUCUAAAUGUAGCUUAGUUGUAAUAGUUAUGGGUGGGACUAAAUUAAGCCAAACAAAGUGUUUUUGUUGCUGUUUUUAAUUGAAGCCGUCAGUGCUUGUGUUCUAUCAAGUUUAUCUUGCUGCGAUUUAUUCGGUUCAGGGACUGUAUUCAUAAAAUUAAGGAAUGUUGUGUUUUUUCUUUAAAAAAAUGUAAUUAACUAAAUCAAAUUUGCAGUUCAUGAAACUUUUUCUCUUACUGUUUGAUAGAGGGUGAGAAAGUAGUGAAGCACUGUUUAUCCCCUUCUGUUUUUAUUUAUUUAUUUCAUUUUUAGAAUUUUUUUAAAACAGUUUGUGUGAACUCUAAGGAGUUUGAAAAGUUGCCUUGCCAAAAUUUUAAAAAAAAAACAACAAAAAAAAAAACAUGCAUUAUAAAAUAGAUUCAGAUAGGAAACUUGACACAGUAUAAUAUUCUACACGCAGUUACUGAAGGGGUUAUUCUAAGAGAGGCAGUGUGGUCCAGUGAUUAAAGAAAAGGGCUUGUAACCAGGAGGUCCCUGGUUCAAAUCCCACCUCAGCCACUGACUCAUUGUGUGACCCUGAGCAAGUCACUUAACCUCCUUGUGCUCCGUCUUUCGGGUGAGACGUAAUUGUAAGUGACUCUGCAGUUGAUGCAUAGUUCACACACCCUAGUCUCUGUAAGUCGCCUUGGAUAAAGGUGUCUGCUAAAUAAACAAAUAAUAAUAGAGAGAGUGUUUUAAAUAACAGUCCUUAAAAAAACUAUUCCUUAUAACAGUCCUUAGAUUUUCAUGAAUAUGGUCCCUCGAAUAGCCGUGUGGCCAGCCAGAGCACAGACUCCUUUAACAUGAUCACAGAACCCUUGUCAUGUUCAGCAAGCAGGACUCCAAGCACUUACACUGAUGGUUUUAAUUAUCAUAUAAACAGUUGCUGAAAUAAAUCUGGAUUCUAGGAAAGGAUUUUGUGAAUCCCUUCGUUUGAUUUUAGUGCUGCACGAUUCUAAAAGACAUCAUUAUAUUUUGUAUGGAAGCGAUUGGGCUUUUUUGACAAGAUGAUCGAUUGAUAGGCGAGGCUGUAACAGGUUUACAUGGGCUUUCUAAACGCCUCCUUAGCAAAAGGAAUACUGUGUGUUUAUUAUUUAACAUUCAUCCAAAUCUUUACUGCCUGUACCAAAAAAAAAAAAAAAAUGUAAAA
Messenger RNA from Acipenser ruthenus (sterlet), 7114 nucleotides. Its product is annotated as pre-B-cell leukemia transcription factor 1-like. Gene Ontology annotation, biological process: animal organ morphogenesis; eye development; regulation of transcription by RNA polymerase II. Bases 994 to 2277 code for a protein of 427 amino acids. The record is from RefSeq and is a predicted model, not a curated record. Gene Ontology annotation, molecular function: RNA polymerase II cis-regulatory region sequence-specific DNA binding; DNA-binding transcription factor activity, RNA polymerase II-specific. Lineage: Eukaryota; Metazoa; Chordata; Actinopteri; Acipenseriformes; Acipenseridae. The transcript is spliced from 9 exons. Gene Ontology annotation, cellular component: nucleus.